Messenger RNA from Astyanax mexicanus (Mexican tetra), 3157 nucleotides. RefSeq names its product calcium channel, voltage-dependent, gamma subunit 3a (gene cacng3a). Gene Ontology annotation, molecular function: channel regulator activity; voltage-gated calcium channel activity. Gene Ontology annotation, cellular component: AMPA glutamate receptor complex; postsynaptic density membrane. The record is from RefSeq and is a predicted model, not a curated record. The transcript is spliced from 4 exons. Gene Ontology annotation, biological process: transmission of nerve impulse; neurotransmitter receptor internalization; positive regulation of synaptic transmission, glutamatergic. NCBI's taxonomy places the organism in Eukaryota, Metazoa, Chordata, Actinopteri, Characiformes, Acestrorhamphidae. The coding region runs from base 469 to 1572 and encodes 367 amino acids.
ACAAAUAGAGAGAGAGUGGCAGCAGUCUGCUGUGGGAUUAAUCCAGUCUUUCCUGAGAAGUGCUGAUGCUGAUGCUGAUGCUGAUGAUUCUGGGCCAAGUCAACCUAAUUAAACCUUUUUAAAGGUAAGUUAUUGAAGCGUGGAGGAGCUUCAUGGAUGAUUUCCGUCAGUGAUCAGUGUUCAAGCUUGUGAAGAUUUGAUGGAUUAGCUGGAUGCUUCAGUUUGAUUAGUGGAUGAUUAAUGAGUCUGUGAUUCUGGAUGAUUCUGGAAAGACACAGUUCUGGUGUCUUCACAUUAAGGGGACAGAUUCUCUUGGAUCUCAACUCUUCCUUUCCCUUCCUCACCUACUAAUUCAGAGCAAUGGGACAGAACCUCACCUGUGUCUGUGAAAAUGACCUGAGGUCACCACUGCUGGUUCCAAGUGGAUAAAUGAGGUGCAGAAAUGAGUGGAUGUGACUGAGAGGAAACAUGAGGGUGUGCAAUCGUGGAGUGCAAAUGCUCGUCACCACGGCAGGGGCUUUUGCAGCCUUCAGCCUGAUGACCAUCGCUGUGGGAACGGACUACUGGCUCUACUCGCCUGGGGUCUGCCGGACCAAGGGUUCCAGUGACAACGACACGACUCGCAAGAACGAGGAGGUGCUCACACACUCCGGGCUUUGGCGCCAGUGUUGUAUGGAAGGCAUGUUCACAGGUGUGUGUAAAAACAUUGAUCACUUCCCGGAAGACGCAGACUACGAACAGGAUGCAGCAGAAUAUCUGCUCCGGGCAGUCCGUGCCUCCAGUCUUUUCCCCAUCAUGAGUGUGGGGCUGCUGUUUAUCGGCGGUGUGUGUGUGGCUGCCAGUGAAUUCUACAAGAGUCGCCACAACGUCAUCCUGAGCGCUGGGAUUUUUUUCGUCUCAGCUGGCCUCAGCAACAUUAUCGGCAUCAUUGUGUACAUCUCGUCCAACGCGGGCGACCCCAACCAGAGCGAGUCCAAGCGGAGCCACUGGUACGGCUGGAGCUUCUACUGUGGUGCGCUGUCCUUCAUCAUCGCCGAGACGGUGGGCGUGCUCACCGUGCACCUCUUCAUAGACACGCACCGCGCACUGCGUGCAAGCUCCCGCCGCUCGCUCCGCCCCCGCUCCCGCCAGUCCUCGCUGCAGCGCCGCCUCUCCUCGGGCUCCUUUCGCUCACGUUCUCGAGACCUCGCCCUCUAUCCACUUGCAGCCACGCCCCCCGUGCUGACACGCAACUCUCUCGUCUAUGGCCGUGGCAGCUUUGCACGGUUUCACCACGCAGCCAUCGCCGACGAGGGCUUGGCCUUGGUUGGUGCGGGCGUGGGCAUGGGGGCACGAGCGCUCCUGCCCCAAAGUGCUGUUGCACCACUGGAUAACGGGCUGCCUCCAGCGUUGCUCAUGGCUGCUCAUGUGCGGAGCCCAGUGGAGAUGGCCGGAGCGCCCAGUCUGGAGCGCUGCAAGCAGAACUCAAGCCACCCGGUAGGUCAAAAUCCACAGCAUGCAUCAGAUCCACCAAAGGAGGGUACACUCUCGCCUCCAAGUGGCACAGCCACGAGGAGAACCACACCAGUGUGAGGAAGACUUGUGUGACUAUGUGAUACUAUGAAUGACAGCUCUUGGCCUCAAAUGCAACCAUGGAUAUUUUCACUCGCUCACUUCUCUUUACAGAAUUAGAGAAUUAAAAUGUUCCUCUAAAUUUUACAUUCCUGAUCUCCCUUUCAGACCUGAAAAAGCAAUGUUUGAGUAUAGUGAAUCCAUCACUCACCAAACAUUGAAAUCUACAGGGGUUGGACAAUGAAACUAAUUGCACCAGUAAGAGCAGAGUGUGAAGGUUCAAUGCAAUGCACACAACAUUAUAGGUGACAUACCAGAGUUCAAAAGAGGACAAAUUGUUGGUGCACGUCUUGCUGGUGCAUCUGUGACCAAGACAGCAAGUCUUUGUGAUGUAUCAAGAGCUACGGUAUCCAGGGUAAUGUCAGCAUACCACCAAGAAGGACCAACCACAUCCAAUAGGAUUAACUGUGGACACUGUAAGAGGAAGCUGUCUGAAAGGGAUGUUCGGGUGCUAACCCGGAUUGUCUCCAAAAAACAUAAAACCACGGCUGAUUAAAUCACGACAGAAUUCAAUGUGCACCUCAACUCUCCUGUUUCCACCAGAACUGUCCGUCGCCACAAUAAAUUAUUGUAGUCUAAAACCAGGUGUUUCAGUUUCUUUGUCCAACCCCUGUAUUUGUUUUUUAAUCAUUACACCUUCUGGUGGCUGACUGCAGUACAACAUUUAUCCCCACCAAAUCCCUUGUAAGUGAGUAGAGCAGAAAUGGAACUUUAAAUUAAAAAGACACAUCCACUAUGUACGUAUACAUUUUUGCCAGUUGUGUUUUGUCAAUUCUCUAAGCUCCCCUCAUGCUACUACACCCCCAUCCCCCCCACAGUGUUUCUCUUCACAGUUAACACAUUUUAUAGAAGUAAUUUGGUGAUAUUUACAGUGGUGCAGCAGUGACUCAAUUGCCAGCUGUGCACAAGCUGAUAGACAUCUAAUAUUGACCAUCUAAUAUUGUGAAUAUUUAAGGCAUUUCAAGACAAUAAAUCGCAUAUUGGUGUACUUUCAAACUUGGUGUGCAGUUUAUUGUGCCAUCAUUGUGUGCAAAUCACGGCUGAUUUAGUUCCUUAUUUUAACUGGUUACGUGUCUCAGGCUGUGUUUUCACAUCACUGAUUUUGAAAACUUCACACAGCUUGAACGAUGUCUCCCCACGUUUCUGAGACCUUGAUUUACAGCACUCUAUCAGGAAACAUCAAUGCACUUCACGCUUUCCUCUGCUGACAAGCUUUAUGGAUAUGCAGAUUUCAUUUUCCAGCAGGACUUGGCAUACUGUCCACACUGCCAAAAUGUUUAUAUAAUAUUCUUUUUUUUCUGGAAUACUGACUGGCAGAUAAUGGGUGUAGGAGCAAGGAUGUGGCUAUAACGUCAUGCUUGAUCGGAGGAAGAAUAUGUCACUUUCUAAAUUUCCUGUUGAAUCCGAUGUAUGUUUUACAGGAAAAAUGUUUUUGAUGAAUGUACUUUGAUUUCUUGGUUUCUCAAUUCUUUAUUUUUUUUCUUUAUUUCUCAACAGCAAUAAUCUGUGUGUAGCCUACAAUGAUCUUCUGUAACAUUAAAACCAC